AUGUUUGUCCGAUCACCUCGCAGAUUUGCGAUACUCUCUUUUGUAGCAUUGGUUUUCAUCUUCGCCGUAUUGCAUCAGAGUCCAUGGGCGCAAGACCAGGUUUACGAGCGCAUGCCGCUCUUCAACUCGGGGAGGAGACCACAGGAACAGGAGCUCCUGAACGAAGGCCUGGCUGAGUCGCAACCACAACCCGAAGAUGCAUGGGGUCAUGCCGUGCCUGUCCCUGGCGCGAAGCCCAGCACCACUGAUGCGCAAUUGGCAACUGGCGCAGCACAAGUCAUUCCACCGCCAAUGGAGGCUACGCGCGAGCCUGAGGUCGACGCGACAAAGCCCACAAAGUCCUACCCACCAUGGGUGACGGCGCCAUCGAGGACCGGCUCCUUCAUCCCUCCCACCCCGAAACCGACCAACUGGAAGGAGUACAUAACGAAGAUGCUAGAUUGGCCGCGACCCAGCUGGAACGGUCAUUGGCCGCCUUUUAACGACUACGUCGACAAGAAGUACGACCCCAACCGAUGGGAGCAAUUCGACUUGGACUACCGCAUCUACGAGUCUAGCCAUAACAAGCUCAACGACACGAUUGCCUCUGAUCCAAUCGCAUACAAACCGUUCCCCAAGUACAACACCCCGGACUGGAAGAAGAAAUGGCACGGUGAACAUGUGGCUUGUCUAGGUCCACGAGGCAGAAUGCUCAAUGAGAGCACCGACGAUGAGGUUCAGGUUUAUAAGGGCAUCCCCGAAGACUUCCCUCCGGUGUACGCUGGCGGAUAUGAUGUCAUUGGAUUGGACGAUGAUGUCUGCUUCGACCGAUACUCGCGAUACGGCCCGUACGGUUAUGGCGACGAUGAGUUCCCAGAGGAGGUCAAGGACUGGAAGGCGCCAGAAACAGUCCCAGAAUGGCCUCAAGUAAAUUGGGGUGCGCUCCAGGACGAUUGUCUCGAGCGCAAUAAGGAGCGUUACCGACCAAAGGCUCGAUCGCCAAUCGUGAAGAUUCCCAGCACCGUUCUCCCCGAACCCGCGGUGGCAUCAUCAGCGUUUGCAAUUCCCACAGACACGAGCCGAAGCAACUUGGAGAACCGUGACGAGGGCGAGAAGAAGUACCACCACCGCACCGCCAUCCUCAUCCGUGCUUGGACCGGUUACAACUAUGAGGAGAACGACAUUACUGCUAUUCGCGCGAUGGUCUCUGAGCUCUCUCUUCAAUCCGGCGGUGAAUACCAAGUCUACCUUUACGUCCAUGUAAAGGACAGAGAUGCGCCCAUUUUCGACAGCCAGUAUGAGUAUGACCGCAUCCUAAAAGAGAACGUACCCGAGGAACUACGCGAUAUCGCUAUUCUAUGGUCAGAGUCCAUCUUUCCGAAAUGGUAUCCCAAAGUUAUGGACUGGCAGGUCUACUGGCAACAAUUCAUGUGUCUGCAAUGGUUCAGUCUUACCCAUCCCGAGUUUGAUUAUGUCUGGAACUGGGAAACAGACGCGAGGUACACUGGACAUCAUUACCAUUUCUUCGAGAAGAUUAGCGAGUUUGCGGACAAGCAACCUAGGAAGCUAUUGUGGGAGCGCAACAAACGCUACUAUCUUCCGAGUGUACAUGGCGAUUACCAGUCAUUCGUCGAGCAGACCCACAAAGAUGUCCUAAAUGCAUCCGCAAACUCGCUCAUCCCACCUCCUGUUUGGGGACCGCGCCCAUGGAAACUUGCCAUACCACCACAGAAGCCACUGGGUCCUACACCACCAACGACCAUGGAGGAAGACAACUUUGAAUGGGGUGUUGCUGAGCCUGCAGACUUCAUCACCCUUCUUCCGAUGUGGGAUCCAAGGAACACGACCUGGUCUUACAAGGACAAGAUCUGGAACUACCUGCCACACAUCCGACCAAUCUUCACUCCAGAAGAUGGUCAAGCUGAUUGGUUCACGCAUCCCAUCUUCGAGCAGAUUGAUCGCCGAACUUUCAUCAACACUGUUGUACGGUUCAGUAAGAAGAUGCUACAGGCUAUGCACGAGGAGAACUUGGUUGGACGCAGCAUGCAAGCCGAGAUGUGGCCCUCCACAGUCGCACUCCAACAGGGUCUCAAGGCGGUGUAUGCCCCUCACCCAAUCUUCAACGACCGCCACUGGCCCGCUGCUUACACUGAAGCCAUCUUCGAUACCGCAUCGACCGUAGACGAGGAUACAGGCGAAGCAUUGGAACCUCGCCAGGGCGCCUGGACCGAAGAAGCUGACUCGCCAUACAACCAUGACCGUGAGUUCAACUUCCAAGGCUGGAGUUGGUAUUACGCAUCGCGCUUCCCUCGCAACCUAUACCGGAGAUGGCUCAACUGGCCUAUCGUGCAGCAAAAUUGGGGAGAGUCAGAAAAGAUCGAUGGUGGACCAGGCUCUGACGGCGAGCUGGAACAGAAGAGAAUGUGCAUACCGGGUAUGCUACUUCAUCCCGUAAAGAGGAUGGCCAAGUACAAGGAAAAGCCUUGA
Molecule: messenger RNA, 2466 nt
Organism: Alternaria arborescens
Lineage: Eukaryota; Fungi; Ascomycota; Dothideomycetes; Pleosporales; Pleosporaceae
Exons: 2
Coding region: 1-2466 (821 amino acids)
Source: RefSeq, a predicted model, not a curated record